Pygocentrus nattereri (red-bellied piranha) is the source of this 7578-nucleotide messenger RNA. It is a transcript of the gene pard3ab, whose product is annotated as par-3 family cell polarity regulator alpha, b. Bases 208 to 4284 code for a protein of 1358 amino acids. Gene Ontology annotation, cellular component: adherens junction; cell cortex; apical junction complex. NCBI's taxonomy places the organism in Eukaryota, Metazoa, Chordata, Actinopteri, Characiformes, Serrasalmidae. Gene Ontology annotation, biological process: intracellular protein localization; establishment or maintenance of epithelial cell apical/basal polarity; microtubule cytoskeleton organization. The record is from RefSeq and is a predicted model, not a curated record. Gene Ontology annotation, molecular function: protein binding; phosphatidylinositol binding. The transcript has 26 exons.
CGCACUCACACACCAAACGGACACUGUACGUUACGCCACGAUGGGACGGCGGACUCUCUAGUGCUUAUUACUCUUUCUUCUGCUGAUGUUCAGCUUGUACAAACUCUCAACCAAAGAAGAUUAAUGAGCCGCACACCGGAGCCCGGGAAUAUUUCGCCCUGAGUUUUCCCUCUUGGAUUCGGGACGGUCUGGGAGAGAACCAAAAGUAUGAAAGUGACGGUGUGUUUUGGAAGGACUCGGGUUGUGGUACCGUGCGGAGAUGGAAAUAUCAAAGUACACACGCUCAUCCAGCAGGCCACCAUGAGAUACAGGAAAGCAAUAGCCAAGGAGGCAGGUUACUGGGUGCAGGUUCACAGGUUGGAGCAUGGUGAUGGAGGAAUUCUGGAUCUGGAUGAUGUGCUGUGUGACGUUGCAGAUGACAAAGACCGGUUGGUGGCGGUGUAUGAGGAGCAGGAGCCUCAUGCUGGAGGUGAUGGGACUAGUGCGAGCUCUACAGGUACUCAGUCUCCUGACCUCUUCUCUGUGGAAGUAUCCUCCUCCACUCCACUCUCUGCCUUCCAGCCCUUCCACACCUACCAACCCAACAAUAAUAGUGAGAUAGAGGUCACACCCUCUGCCCUGCGCACCAACAUGCCACUACACGUGAGGCGCAGUAGUGAUCCUGCAUUAUUGAGCUUGGCAGCGAUAUCGUUCUCUGAGCCUCGCACUCAGCCUGAAGAACCUUCUAGAAAGAACCCCACACGCUGGUCCACCACAGCAGGCUUCCUCAAACCACGCUACUCCACUGGGACCAGCAGUCUGGAAAGGAAGAUGAUGAAUGGUCGAGGUUUGGAUACGUAUCGGAGUCUUCCUCGGGAUGCAGGCCAUUGGUCCAAUCAGAGGGAGUUUCAGCGAGAGACCGCUCGAUCCUCUUUAAGUGCCAAUCACCCCAUGGUGGACCGCUGGAUUGAGCGGCAGGAACAGGAAGAGGCACGCGAAGAGGAGGACAUUGGACGGAUUGAUCCAGUAGGCCGAGCGGACACCAGUUUAGAGCACGUGGGAGUGAGGUCACUAGAUGAUAUAGUGAAGCUGGUGGAGGUGUCUAAUGAUGGAGGGCCUCUGGGUAUCCAUGUUGUGCCUUUCAGCGGCCGUGAUCGCAGGACGCUGGGUUUGUUGGUGAAGCGGUUAGAGCGUGGAGGAAAGGCCCAGCAGCAUGGUUUGUUUCAAGAGAACGACUGCAUCAUUCGCAUUAACAAUGGAGACCUCUGCAAUGUCCGCUUCGAACAAGCUCAGAACAUGUUCCGUCAGGCAAUGCGCUCUCCGCUGAUUCUCUUCCAUGUUGUGCCGUCAGCAAAAAGAGCAGAAUAUGAGCAAAUCUCCCAAAGCGAGCGAAACCCUGCCCUGAACCACACCAACCUCGGUCGCCUGAGCCCCGACUCCCUCACUAGUGAGCCAGUCGGCACUGCUGAUCUCGACUCCAGCCCUCACAGACUUCCUCAACCCAGGCCUCAGUUAAGAAAUGAUCCCGUACAGCAUCCAGUCGGCUCCAUGGGUAAACCCCCCUCAGGCCAUGGCGCUUCCCCUCAGAGGGUCUUAAGCUCCACCCCCACACCAGGCUUCAGUAAAAGGUUCGGCCGGAGACUCGGAAUCCAGCUCAAGAAAGGUCCAGAAGGUCUUGGCUUCAGCAUCACAUCCAGAGACGUCCCCCUGGGAGGCUCCGCCCCCAUCUACGUGAAGAACAUUCUGCCAAGGGGAGCGGCCAUCAAAGAUGGACGUCUGAAGGCUGGAGACAGACUAUUAGAGGUGAAUGGGGUGGACCUGAAUGGGCGUGGUCAGGAGGAGGUCGUGUCCCUGCUGAGAGCCACACCGAUGGGCGGCGCAGUCAAUCUGUUAGUGCUGAGACAGGAAGAAACCUUUCUGCCCAGAGAGCCGAAUGCAGAGUCUACAGUGCAGAAUACAAGAGACUUGGUGGAAGAGGAGUUGGUCAUGACCCCUGACGGGACUCGAGAGUUUCUGACAUUGGAGGUGCCCCUGAAUGACUCAGGGUCGGCAGGGUUAGGGGUCAGCGUCAAGGGUAACAGGUCAAAGGAAAACCACGCUGACCUCGGAAUCUUUGUCAAGUCUAUUAUCAACGGAGGAGCUGCCUGCAAGGAUGGGAGACUGCGAGUGAAUGACCAGCUCAUCGCUGUUAAUGGAGAGUCGUUGUUAGGAAAAACCAAUCAUGACGCCAUGGAAACACUGCGAAAGUCCAUGUCGACGGAGGGCAACAAACGAGGAAUGAUCCAGUUGAUUGUGGCGAGACGAGUGAACAAACACAAUGAGGGUGAAACGCCGUGCAGUCCAUGCGGGCCAGAACAGACUCUGAGUCCAUCUCUGGACGAUCACGAGCGGCGGAUCUCUCAUACACUAUACAGCAUUGAGGGACUGGACGAUAACCUGAGACCCCGCAACAACAUGACCAGCAGAGGGUUGGGUCACUAUCAGCUCUCUCCUACAGUCAACAUGCCUCAGGAUGAUACGGUCAUAAUUGAAGAUGAUAGGCCACCUGUUCUUCCUGCUCACCUCUCUGACCAAUCCUCGUCCAGUUCCCAUGAUGACAUGGCUUUCAUUGCAGAAACGCAGCCAUCCUGGAUUCAGGAGGUGCCCAUUCAGAAUGACAGUUCUCUGUGUGUAGGUGGGGAGGAUGAUGCUGGGCUGUUUCACAGGGAAGGCUUUGGAAGGCAGAGCAUGUCUGAGAAGCGCACUAAGCAGUACGGCGACGUCAGCCAGCUGGACAUCAUCAAGACCCGCAAGUCCAAGAGCAUGGACCUCGUGGCUGAUGAGAUUAACCUCACCACUCACACCGAGAACCAUUCAGGUUCUUCAUCACGUGACGUCGGCCCGUCUCUGGGUCUGAAGAAGUCAAGCUCUUUGGAAAGCUUACAGACUGCCGUUGCCGAGGCAACGCUCAACGGGGACCUCCCCUUCCACAGGCCACGCCCUCGUAUUAUACGGGGGCGGGGCUGCAACGAGAGCUUCCGGGCAGCAAUUGACAAAUCAUAUGACAGACCAGCAGCCAGUGAGGAAGAUGGGGAGACCAUGGACAUACUUGAGGAAGACACAGAAGAAAGCUCCCGAUCGGGCCGAGACUCCGUUUCCACGGUAGCUGAUCUCACACCACUUCCUGUUGCUGAGCGACAGCUUGCCAAUGGCAACCAACCUGCAAAUGACAAGAAAAAAGAAAAAGGAGGAAAGGAGAAAAAGAAAACUGAGGAGAAGGAGAAGAACAAAGGAAAGAAGGGAGUGCUGAAAGGUCUUGGAGAGAUGUUCAGGUUUGGAAAACAUCGUAAAGAUGAUCGUAUGGAUAACAAGAGCAGUAAGUGGAGGCUAGAGGAGACGCAAGCUACAGAAGAGGAGACGCACAGGAUGAGGCAAGAGCAGGAGAGAAUCCAGGCUAAGACGCGAGAACUGCGUGAGCGGCAGGCUCGGGAGAGGGAUUAUGCAGAGAUUCUGGACUACAGUCAGGCUUGUGUAUCCAGCGAGGAUCAGGAUCGCUCCUACACAGGCAUCGCUUCACUCCAGGCCUCUCUGGAGCGGGGCACUUAUCAUGGCUACCGCACACCCCCCGACUCGCCCUACACACACCCCAGCAACCGCAAUGGACACCCUCCUGCAGACAGUAAUAGGCUGGCACCUAGCAACCAUGACCGGAUACAGCGCUUACGUCAUGAGUUUCAGAAGGCCAGGCAGGAAGAGGAGGAGCCAGAUGACCGGCAUCGCACCUACAGCCUCGAGCAGCCAUGGACCAGCGGAGGAACACACACUCAGUCCGGUCGUCACUCUGUGUCAGUGGAGGUGCAGCUACAGAGACAGAGACAGGAAGAGAGAGACAGCUUCGCACAGGCACAGAGACAGUACAGCUCUCUGCCACGCCACCCUCGUAAAACUCCCAGUCUGUGUGAGGACCCGUGGGAGAAAGCCCAUCCUUCAAGAGAUGCUUUCCAGUCAGCUAAAGACAGUGGACGCUACUCCAGCUAUCAGGGGUCCCGCACCACGCCCCGUUCUGCCUGGAGAAACGGAAUCCCCACUUCACCGGUGAGUGGUGGCUACAAUGCCCGCGUCCUAUUAGAGGCCCAGGAGCUGCUGCGGCAGGAACAAAAGCGCCGCGAGCAGGAGGUGAGAGGAAAAGCCUUGAGGGAGGACUAUGAAUCCCAGGAUUCCAAGGGGCCGUACAGACAGGACGUCCCACCUUCACCGUCCCAACUGGUCAAACUCAGUACGCAUCGCGUACACACACCAGAGAAAGCACGACUUUUCCACUCGUGAGGACGAAGGAGAGAUGAACCUUUUUCUCCUCUUCAUCUUUUUCUCUGAAAGAGGAAGCCAGAGAGAGAAGAUGGAAGAACUCGAGGAACAGUUUCCUCUUAUUAGUCAUUUUUAUUACGCAGCUGCUCUAUUAAAAAUAAAGGUGCCAAAAAGGGUUCUUUGGAGUGAAGCCAUAGAAAAACUACUUUUGGUUCACUAUAGAACUUUUCAGUGGACGGUUCUUCAGAGAACCAUUUUCUAAACGAGUUGUACGAGUGUGAAGGAGUUGGCUUUAAUUUAAGUUUUUCCAAACCAAGAACCUUUUAGUAGCCUUUAUUUUUAAAGUGUAAGGCACAUCUGCCUGACUUACACAUGGUCAGCUGGACCCUAGUACAUAGCAGUAAGCCCACACCCCUAUCCCUGCCUGCUACUGAGUGCCUUCUGAUCGUAAGGUCGUUCUACCCUGCCUUAGUCCAGCUCAUUCGUCCAGACUGUUGAAGGACAGUCUCCAUUCUUGUGUUCUGACAAUCAGACAGAACAAGACCCACCUCCUGGGCCUUUUCUGUAGAAGUGCAACUGUCAAUCACAUUUAGCGCUGACCAUGUGGUACUGUGACUGUCGUCAGAAUGUGCUAUUGUGUGUUUCUCAUUUUUAUAUGAUCUGUGGCCACUACAGGUACUCAUUAGGUCAAAAAUCUAUUUUUGUAAUAUAUUACGUCACUCUCAUACAGAAAGCUUGCAGCUCCAAAACUUAACUUAGUUCUUAACAUCUGUCACUCUAACAUAAACCUGAAAGGCUGACUUUUCCAUAUUUCUGUAGGUCCGUGUGUUAUGAAAUGAUCAUACUCCAAAAAGAGCAGUUGGCAUAUUCAAAUUAAAUUUCUCUUAUGCCAAUGACAGUAAAUGUACACCACACAGAAGGGGUGUCACCCUCCAUCCUGGAAGGCCACAGCACUGGACAGUUUAUUUUUUCCCUGGUCUUAUUAUAGGUCUGCAAAACUCACAGUUUAGUGACAAAAACAAUAUACUGCAGUGGAAAGAUUGGAACAGUGUGUGAACGACAACCAUUUAGCGUUCCCAAAAUCUGAAAAUGUCCCAAAUCUUUUCACCUAAUGGCCAGGCAGACUUCAGUUCAGUGGAGCAGGUCUGUUUAAUUACACCAGUGAACGUGAGCCUUCACAUUUAGAAGAAAGGCAAAAUAAGAGAGCCAACAGUGUGGAUUUUACCAAGGUGUCUUUCCCACUAAUGAUAGGAGGGGCUACCAGCAAAUCAGUAUAGCAGGAGAUGGUCAGAGAUUCUGGAAUCCGAGCUCGUUAUCCUUCAUUUGAUAUGGUCCUUUCCAGAACUGAACCAGAUAUAUUAGACGUCAUUCACAAAGACAUGUUAGUAUCCAUUAAGAGGAAAAAUAUGGCAAAACAAAGUUGAUGCACUUAGCUGGUUUGUUGUAAGUGUGUUUUUGGGCGAACGGCUGCUGUUCUUCACAGAAGCAAGCAAAAGAGAAGCUCAACGUGGUUAACGACCAUUUCCAGCAGAAUUGGUGAACUUUUUCAGCAGACAAUGGAGUAUAAUUGCCAUGAGCGGGAAUCUGUUGUCCAUUAACACAUUGAUCAUUGAAAUCAGUGCCAUUUACAGAAAUAUUAGAGCAGGUUAGCAGGUUGGCAAUGUGCUGCUGCACACUGCUUCCAAGUUAGAGUUCAUUUUAAGAUUUUAUGGAAAAGACAUUGUCAGAACUUCUAUGCUUUUUUCUAACUACCCUAACCCAAGGUUGAUGAUCGCCAACAGUAUGGUUUCCCAGGGAGAGGACAGAUAUGAUGUUUCAGUAUCCGGUUUUUGUCCCACCUACUUUUAAAGUGAGUCAGAGGAAAGUUGCUGGUCAGCUGACAAUCUAGAUGAUAAAAUGGAAUGAUGAAUAUAAUUCCAAUCAAAGUAGAGCAUAUCGUUGAUAUAUGGAUCUGUGAGCUACCUCCAUUUCCAUUGGUAUGCUACCCCCAUAUUCAUAGUUUUGCUACUCCAUUUCCAGGGGUGGAAAUACUACUGAAAAUCCUUUAUUAAAAGUACUGUUAAUUUAGGGAUAAUUUACUUGAGUAUGAGUAAAAAUAUUAAUUAAUUGAAUUAUUCAAUUAAAUAUGCUAGCCACGAUUUUAUAGUUAUGCUAUCCCGUUUCCAUGGUUAUCCUACCCAAUUCCAUACUUACAAUAGCCCCAGUUCCAUAGUUAUAAUCCCAGUUCUAUGGUUUUGCUACCCCCAUUUCUAUGAUUAUGCUAACCCAUUUCCAUUACUACAAAGCCCCCAUUUGCAUGUUAAAUGACUCACCAUUACUUACUAAAUACGGUUAUGACAAAGAAAUUAGUUUAAAAUAUUCAAAACUAUUGAAUAGCACUAUUAGAGCUGGGAAAACACUAAACUGUGCAGUGCUGUAGCGCAACCCCCUCCACCCUCUUUGUGAUACAGAAGAAAAAUAGUGUUUCUUAUUGGGUUCUUUUUUUGCUAAGCUAAACAUCUGAAGGGUUUUAUUCACCAUGUGUAUAAAGAGGCCUUGUCAGGGUCAGCGCGGUAGUAACUGUUCGAUUCUUUCAAACGCUGGAUUUGAAGUGUGUGCUGAGUGUAGUGAGAGUCAGGGUGGUGUUUAAGAGAAAAGGCUCAGCGCUCUCAAAGCAGCAGCUUAUUAAUUGAUGCCUCUCAUGAAAUUUUCAGCGCCGUCUCACUCACACAGACACAGUGUGUGUGAUCUCAGACCCAGCACUCUUCUGUCUGCCAGGUGUGUGUGUGUGAGCAUCUGCAUACAUGUUGUGCCCUACUGCACCAGAUGAUCCACGCUGAAUUUUUCAUCUCUCUGGUCCUGUGACAAGAGGCCACCAUGGUGUGAGUGUUCAGACACAAAGACACUGUCUGAUAACCUCUCUGUGUGUGUGUGUCUGUGUGUGCGUGUAUGUGUGCCUGUGUGUGUUGGGGCUGUUCAGUUCCAUCCGUUUUGGGGUCAAUUCCAGUUCCAGCUGAUGGGAGUUGAUGGAGUCAAUUCCGAGAGUCAUUUUCUCAAAGUCAAUCUGAUCUAAACUUUACAGAUGAAACUUCAGGGACACGAGAUGUUUGUUUAACUGUGUGACUUACAGUGCUGUGCAAGGUCAGAGACUGUCCUUCAUUUAGUUAAUUGGCAGUCAAAACUGCCUUUAAGAGGACCCUCAAAAAACUAAACAUCAGUUUUUGGUAUAUGGUGUGUAUUUGUGUGUAUUUUUCCACACCUCCAAAGUUCAGUCUUAGAAGUUGGUUUUAUUUCCUGCUUCUCACCUUCCAAGUAAUCCCAAAUGCAUUCAGUAAU